GCGGGGAGCGCCCGCCGCGCGCAGCAUGUGGCAGCCGACCCGGCCCCGGCCCCGGCCCCGCGCGCCUUGGCGCUGGGCGCUGGCGCUGCUGGCCCUGGGCGGUGCGGGGCUGUGCCACGCCGGCCCGCAGCCCUGGUACCCCGCGAGGCCCGGCGCCAGGAACAAGAACUGGUGCGCCUACAUCGUGAGCAAGAACGUGAGCUGCUCUGUGCACGAGGGGAGUGAGAGUUUUAUCCAGGCUCAGUACAGCUGUGCCUGGAACCAGAUGCCCUGUCCGUCCGCGCUGGUGUAUCGGGUGAACUUCAGACCCAGAUAUGUCACUAGGUACAAGACAGUGACACAGUUGGAAUGGAGAUGCUGCCCUGGCUUUAGAGGGGGAGACUGCCAGGAAGGUCCCAAAGACGCCGUGAAGACUCCCCGCCCCACGCCUGCUCGGCCUCGAAACAGCAUGAAGAAAGCCACAGAUAAUGAACCAAGCCAAGUUUCAGAGCCCAAGAAGACUUUGUCACCAACUCGUGUGGCAGAACCAAGUCAGGCAGUAGAUCCAAAACAGGGGCCCCAGGAACUUCAGGAAAAGAAAAUCCAGGUGCUUGAGGAGAAGGUUCUCCGACUCACAAGAAUGGUGCUUGACCUCCAGUCUUCUGUUGCUGGGGUGAAUGAAAACCUCAAACAUGCCAUUCAGGAUGAUGCCAGUAAAACUCUGGCAUCGUGGCUCAGCAGCCUGCACCCCCCAGCAGUGCCUGACAGUGUCAUUGCUGGGGACACAGAAGUGGUCCAGCUUCCUGGCAUGCCCAAUACCACAGAAUCCGGCAUGAAGGACAUCAAGUCUGAAUUGGCUGAAGUCAAAGAUACUCUGAAGACCAAGAGUGACAAGCUGGAAGAGCUGGAUGGGAAGGUGAAGGGUUAUGAAGGGCGGCUCAGGCAGCUCCAGGAGGCUGCCCAGGGCCCUACAGUGACCAUGACCACGAACGAACUCUACCAGGCCUAUGUAGACAGUAAGAUCAACGCCUUGAGAGAGGAGCUCAUGGAGGGAAUGGACAGGAAGCUGGCCGAUCUGAAGAACUCAUGUGAGUACAAGCUGAUCGGCCAGCCGCAGCGGUGUGAUGACUAUGGGAGCAGCUACCUGGGAGUGAUAGAGCUGAUUGGGGAGAAGGAAACAAGCCUGAGAAAAGAAAUAAAUGACCUCCGAGCCCACUUGCAGAAUCCUUCAGCCCUGCCGAAGUGCUGUGAUGGUGAGAAGAGUGGUGACUUUGGUCAGCAGAUUAAGACGUUAGACCAGAAAAUCGAGAGAGUCUCUGAGGCCACCAGAAUGCUGAACGGACGCCUGGACAAUGAGUUUGACCGUCUUGUAGCUCCAGAAUCAGAGGUGGAUUUUGAUGCAAGAUGGAAUGAGCUAGAUGCAAGGAUCAACGUGACAGAGAAGAAUGCUGAAGAACAUUGCUUUUACAUUGAGGAAACCCUGCGGGGGGCCAUUAGUCGAGAGGUAAAUGACUUGAAGCAGCUUCUUGAUCAGAAAAUCCAGGCUCUGGAAGACCGUCUGGGGUACGUUCUACACAUGGCCAACAGCACUGAUGCAGAAUUCACUCCCCCAGGGUCGGCCCUCCCUGGUGUGGCAGGGUCAGGGAAUGAGCAGGUCAUGAUGGAAUUAAACCACCUGAAGGACAAAGUUCAAGUUGUUGAGGAUAUUUGUCUGCAGAACUUCCAGGGAGAGCCUCACAGGACAGAAGACGCUUUGCCGAAUGGGAAAGACCACGCGGUGGGUGACAGCGCCAGCCUUUUGAAAGCUCUAAAUGACACGAUGCAUAGGAGGUUUCAAGAAACUGAAUACAGCAUCCAGAAACUUCAACGGGAUUUUAGUUUUCUUUAUUCUCAGCUAAACCGCACGAAAAACAACGUGACACAUCUUCAGAAUGAAGUGAGCGGUUGUAGAGCAGGUAUAAAUGCUGGAGCGAGUGGGUUCCCUAGGACGGGGGGGCAAGAAAGGACAGUGGAGAGUCUCCCGUCUCCCCAGGACCCCAUGGCUGAUUGCUGCGGCCAGCUGGAGGACAGGUGGCAGAGGCUCCAGAGCCAGGUCCUCUCCAAGCUGGACGGUUGUAAGGAAAACACGAAUGGGGUCCAGAGGGAGGUCUCCAUGGUGGAGGGCCGGCUGUCUCUCAUGGAGAAAACCUGCAGCAAGCUCGACUCCAUCUCCGGGAGUCUCCAGAGGAUCAAGGAGGGGCUCACCAGGCAUGUCAGCAGCCUGUGGAACUGUGUCAGGCAAAUGAAUGGGACACUCAGUUCACAUUCCAGAGACAUUGGUGGCCUCAAGAAUUCAGUCCAGCAGUUCUAUAGGCAUGUGUUCCAGAUUUCUACCGACUUGCAAGAUCUGAUCAAAUUUCAACCAUCAACAACGGAGGAGCCCUCGACAGCGCCCCAGCUCCCCACCGGAGGGAAGGCCCCACAGGCGCCAGCAGAGGCCCCCACGGAGCCACCCCCACCUCCUGAGGACACCGCACAGCGGCCCGUCUUGCCCCUGAGGCCCCCGUGGCCCCCUGAGGACACGCUGCCCCCACCGGCGUGGCCUGGCUGGCCUGGGCUGCCCUUCCUGCCCGGCUCCACUGGCGUCAUCAUGGAGACCGGGGAGGCCGGGCCCCCGGGGAGGACGGGCAUGUCAGGCCGGGGCCUGCCCCCGGGGGCGGACGGCCACACCGUCCCCAGUGCUGAAGGCUACGCGGGCGCGCCAGGAUACCCCAAGUCACCUCCUGUACCCUCCCCAGGGGUUCCAGUGCCUUCUCUGGUGUCUUUUUCUGCUGGGCUCACCCAGAAGCCUUUCCCCAGUGACAGGGGUGUCGUCCUCUUUAACAAAGUGCUGGUGAAUGACGGGGACGUUUACAACCCCACCACGGGGAUCUUCACGGCUCCAUAUGACGGGCGCUAUCUGAUCACGGCCACCCUCACCCCCGAGAGAGAUGCCUAUGUGGAAGCUGUCCUGUCGGUCUCCAACGCCAGCGUGGCCCAGCUGCACACAGCGGGGUACAAGAGAGAAUUCCUGGAAUACCACCGCCCCCCCGGGGCUUUGCACACUUGUGGAGGCCCGGGGGCAUUCCACCUCAUCGUGCACCUGAAGGCAGGGGAUGGCGUCAACAUCGUGGUGACUGGGGGCAGGCUGGCCCACACAGACUUUGAUGAAAUGUACUCCACAUUCAGCGGGGUUUUCUUGUACCCCUUCCUUUCCCACCUCUAGGGUGGCUGGGGAGAGGUAGGGAGAAAGAUAGUUGUAAAAACUCUGAAGCUUUAAUAUAUUUAGUGUAUGUAUGUAACUGGAGCACUGGUCUAGAGUUUUCUGUGGAAAUCCCACCACCUGCCCCAAGAGAAAGGCCUUACCUCGCUGUGGACCUGCCACACCUUAUAGCUUCCGGGAAGGCAGGAGUUAAACACAUGGUUAAUGUGGCCCCUGGUUUUUCUGUCACUCUAAACUGGAAAACUGGAAGACUUGGAAAGGCUCCCCUCAUCCCACGCCUGGAAGCCAGGAACAGCCCCCUCUGUCUUCCCAGCCUCCAGCUCUGGCUCCACUCCGAGGGGUCCUGGGCUGGACCUCCAUGGUGCCUCCCCGUAGGGCCAGGCCACAGGACCGCGUCCUGCUGACGGAGAGGAGCAGCUGCUGGGCUGUCGGCCGGUGGCUGGUCUUUCCUGGAGAGCAACACUGUAGCUGCUGUCUCUGUCUUCACACUGCGUGCAGCAGGAAAGUUUAAACACUGAAGUGCUGGAGUGGCCCGUGCCACCACACAGAGACCUAGAGUUGACAGUUUGGCUGUGCCACGCUCUGCUCACAACCGGCACCUGGGCCUUGUCCCUCCUCGCCGGGCCUUGGCCCAGCCGCAAAGGAGAAGGCACUAGAGCCUGUUGAUGAAGCCUGUCAGGCUCUUCACGUGACAUGUACAAUUUAAGUGCAAAGACGGAGUGUCAAUAAAGAUUUAAAACCCCA
This is a messenger RNA of Cynocephalus volans (Philippine flying lemur), 3964 nucleotides long. RefSeq names its product elastin microfibril interfacer 2 (gene EMILIN2). The transcript is spliced from 8 exons. Lineage: Eukaryota; Metazoa; Chordata; Mammalia; Dermoptera; Cynocephalidae. Bases 26 to 3223 code for a protein of 1065 amino acids. The record is from RefSeq and is a predicted model, not a curated record. Gene Ontology annotation, molecular function: protein binding.